AUGUACAUCAAGGAGGUGACAAUUCGCGGUUUCCGCACAUACCGCCAUUCGACGACUAUCCGGUUUUCUCCCGGCUAUAACUGCAUUGUCGGGACCAAUGGCAGUGGAAAGUCGAACGUUUUGCUCGCGAUUGCCUUCGCGCUAGGCGAGGGCGGCCAUUCCUCGGCGGAGAGGCGCAUGCUCUUGCACGAAGGAGUAAACGAACGCGUUCCGGAUGGUUCUGUGGAAGUCCUGCUCUCCAACGCGGAUCGACGGCUCUGUAUGUACGAUGCCGACGAGGUACAGAUUCGCCGGGUCUUCAGCGCCACAACGGACGACAGCUUCGUCCAGGGCAAACGCGUCAGCAAGUCUGGUCUCCAGCAGCUGCUGGAGUGCGCCGGCUUUGCGCGAGGUCGCGCUGGCCCCGCCGCAUCGAUCGCCUCGACGUCAACUGCCUAUUUCAUUCAACAAGGGCGGAUCGUCCAAAUCGCGCUUCAGUCCGCAGCGGAGCGACUCGCGCUGAUUCAGCACGUCGCCGGGGGGGCGUCGUUCGACACAAAAACGCGGGAAAUCGAGACGCUCAUUCGCGUGGGCGCGACGGAGGCUGGACGCAUCGAGACGCAGGUGAAGGAAAUCGGCGAGAAACUCGCGGAGAUGGCGAGUGAAAGGCGAGAGCUCAAGGAGUGCGUCCACCUCGAGGAGCAGAAAGAGAAAAUCGACUAUGUUCUCGCUGAAGUGGCGUGGCGCGAAGCCUCGAGCUGUCUGGAGACGCAUGCGCGGUCGUGCGCGGAGCAGAUGACGCGGAUUGAAGCUCUCGAGGAGCGCUUGGAAGGCGCUGAGAGUCUCCGGGAAGAGCUGGAGAAGCAACACGAACUGCUGAAGACGCAACUCGCCCGGCAAGCAGCUGUGCGCGACGAGGCGGCGAAUGCGCAAACGGAACUGCGUGCGGAAGAAGAGAAGCUGAGGCUUGAAGUGGACUUGUGGGAGAAGAAGGAAGGCGCAGCGGCGAAAGGCGACGGGGAGCGCGAGGAGCAGCUCCAGCAACUGACGGCGCAGCUGCAAGUCGCGGAAACCAAGCUCACAGACGAACUUCGCCCGUCUCUCGAGGCGACCCAGAAAAAGUAUCAAGAGACCCAAGAGCGACUCCAAAAGGCGCAGCAGCGGCUGACCACCUUGCAGUGCAGGCGUGGCAUCCUCGCCGCGCGCCUCGGAGGCGAGGCGACUUCAUGCGACGCACGGCGGGAUUCGUCUCGGAAACGCAAACCGACGGGGCCUGCCGGAGGAGCAAAGGAGACGCCGUUCUGUUCCGACGCCGACGUGCAACGCGAGAUCCAGCAGGCCGAACACCUCGGCAAAGAGGAGACAGAAAUGAUCAAAACGUUCAAAGCGAAGAUCGAAGCGUUAACGCACGAGAGAACAGAACUUGAAGCAGAACGCGACGCUUCCCAGCAGGCGCAGGCGAGAGCCGGCCAGGAGCUGAGGGAGACAGAAGCCGCGCAGCGAGAGCUCAGCAAGGCCUUUGAGGAAGCGCUGGAGGAGCUUCGCACGCAGCAGGCUCAGCUGGGCGAGUUGCUUCAGGAGCACACAGUGGCGAAAGACGCUCUGGAGAGUUCGGAAGAUCGCUUUUGGCACCAGUUCCGGACGGAUGUCCGCGAAGGUUUGCAGGCCGCGCUUGCCUUUGCGCGCAGCAGGGGAUGGGCUGGUCGCCCGCCGGAGGAUUCUCCCCAGGAGGCGUCGCACGCCCCCGGCUCUGGGCCUUCGGCUGGGGAGAACAGUGGCGAGGAGACUUCAGCGCUCCCAGUGCCCGCAGGCAUGCUCCUCGAUUUCAUCGACGUCGCCUCGGAGUACCGGCGGGCCGUCGAGGCCGUUGCCGCGCACGCACUGACGGCGUUUGUGGUUCCGGACACGCGCGCCGCCGAGGAGCUUUUGACGUUCUUGAAAAAUCGCAAGACGCGGUCGUGCGCGUCCUCCUUGUUCGGCCGAAGAAGCCGGGAUAACGAAGGGGACGAGCGGCGACGCGAAGAGAAAGGCCUGUCGGACGGAAAACCGAGUGUCAGCAUCACCGUUGUGCCCCUGAAGGAAGUGGCCCAGGUGCAAAGACAGAAAGAAGAACAGGCGCGCAGCAAAGCGCGACGGAAGUGGAUUCGCACACUCGCAGAAGAAGGCAAAUGCAUGCCCGUCGUCGAGUGCGUGGACAUUCAGUUCCCUUCUUCGUCCUCUGCGUCAUGCUCCGACGAUGAACCACGCGGGGAUGGCCCCACCGAGUUGGUGUCGGCUUAUCUUCGGAGUGUCUUGGGACGCGCGGUUUUGGUGCCUUCUCUCGCGGCGACGGACGACGGGCUAGUCCCCAGCCUUCACGACAAAGGCCUCGACUGCGUCACUGUGGAUGGCGACGUCGCGUUUGCCUCUGGAGUCGUCCGAGGCGGCGGCGUCCUGGCGCCUUUCCUUGCGUCGGCUCCAGAAGACAAUCACGGUCGGGACCUGUGGAGCUCUCAGCCUCCUUGUGGGAAACUCCAGGCCUAUCGCAAUUUGCGGCAGAGAAAGGACCAGCUCGAACGGCUUGCGCGGCAAAUCGAGGAGAAGCGAAAGCGCGUCGCAGAAGUCGAAGGGCGACAUGAUGCCUUCAUCGAGAGGGAGCAGAUCCUCUGUGAAGCGCGGGCGCGUUGCCACGCGACGCUGGAGGAGGCCGUGGCUAGCAGGCAACAAGCGGAGAGUCGGCUCCGAGCGACACAAGGCCUCCUCGCAGCGGUCGAAGAAGGAGCUCGCCAGGCCUCCCAGCGCGUGCACGGAAUCAAGACUCUGAUUCAAAACCUUCGUCGCGAAAGCGUCUCGCCAGACACUACGUCGGGUCUCUCGGCGGCCGAGGAGCAAGAGGCAGCGCGUUUACCCGCAGAGAUUCGCGCCCUCGAGAAGGAGAUGGCUCUGCUGAAGGACGAGGCCGAACACAAGGAGAGAGCCGUUCGCGAGGCUUCCUCGGAAAUCGACUUCCACCUGAGAAAACAAAUUGAAAGGCUCGAGCGAGAAUCGGCGCGCGGCCGCACGUCGGAGGCUCAGGAAAGACGGAAAGAGGUGGAGGAGCAACUGGCGGCAGUCAGUCGGCGCAUGCUUCAGGAGGAAGAAGUUGGCCGCAAGUGUGGGCGCCGCCUGCGUAUUCUUGAGGAAGAGCUCGAAGAGAAGGAAGGCGAGCUGACGCUGGCAGAGAAGCAACGCCAGGGCAUAGUCGCGCAGAUCGACGACGCCCUCAAGAGUCUCCAAAUGAGCAAGCGCGCGGCGGAAAGUGCCCAACGAGCAAAAGACGACGCUGAAGCACUCUUGGCCACAACCGGCGCGGCGGCGGCCGCGGCGCCUGACGUCGCGGACUUACGACUGGUCUCUUCUCGCGAAUUGACGUCCAAGCUCAGUGCCGUCAAAAAAAAACUCGAGGCGUAUUCACACGUGAAUCGGCGGGCCGUCGACCAGUUCGCGAACCUCCAAGAUGACUUCACGGCUCUCCAGCAGCGAGAGAGUCGACAGCGCGACACUCAAGACGCCAUCCGCGAGCAGUUGCAUAUCUUGGUCCGGCGGAAGAAGAAGGCAGUUCUUGCUUCCUUCCACCGCGUGAAUGAAGAGUUUCAGAAGAUCUUCUCGACGCUGGUCCCGGGCGGUCGGGCGGAAAUGGUGAGCCUCUGCGUUCUGCCUCCCGGUGUCGGUAUUUUGCCUCAGAUUCUCCAGCAUGCGCUGUUGCCCGACAGCAACAGCGGAUGCUUCGAAGACGAUGCCACCAGUAGGAAGGCCAGGGACGAGAAGAACGGACAGGCUGUGGGGGCGCCGAGCCGCGCGCGCCGGAGCGCAGAUUCGCAAGGCGGCGAAGGCAACCGACAAGCGAGAGGCGGCAGAGAGAGCGGAGACGAGGUGGAGAGCUCGAAGGCGCGGAAAGGCGAGGACGAAAGGCAAGACGACGAGGCAGGCUCUUCGCUCAUUGGCGUGGACAUUCGAGCGGCUUUCUCCGACGCGGGAGUCCUGGCUGCCUCGUCGACGCGCAGCGACCUUGACGCGAAAGGGAAGCGCCGUCUCGCGCAUGAGAACGGAGACGGAAGAAGGGAGAAAGACGGCAGAACUCACGGCGUGAACCAACUCUCAGGCGGUCAGAAGUCGCUUGUCUCCCUCGCGCUCCUCCUGGCUCUCCAGCGCGUCUCGUGCUGCCUGUCGACCUCCACGUCUUCCGACGCGUCUGAUGAAGACAUCAAGGAGACGCCGGGGGGUGUCCUUCUCCUCGACGAAGUCGACGCCGCCCUGGACGAGAGUCACCGACGCGCGGCUGCCCAGGCGCUGGCCCAGACCGCUCGUCGGAGGAUUUCCCAGGUUAUUCUCACCACCUUCAGGCCUGAACUGCUUUCUCCUGCGGACUCCCUCUUCCACAUCAGUCAAGAGAACCGCGUUUCGUACGUCGAAGAAAUUGACUUGAGGGCUGCGAUGGAAAUCCUGCAAGAGCACCAGGGAGAGGAGAUGGCCUUGCACGACGACGCGAGGAGCCGGAUGGACAGAGAAAACGCAAGACUGCGCGGCCCGCCUCUAGCGUUUCCGGCGCUCCCAGCGCACUAA
Messenger RNA from Neospora caninum, 4560 nucleotides. Its product is annotated as putative structural maintenance of chromosome domain-containing protein. Gene Ontology annotation, molecular function: double-stranded DNA binding; ATP binding; protein binding. Gene Ontology annotation, biological process: mitotic sister chromatid cohesion. The transcript is spliced from 28 exons. Gene Ontology annotation, cellular component: chromosome. The coding region runs from base 1 to 4560 and encodes 1519 amino acids. The record is from RefSeq and is a predicted model, not a curated record. Lineage: Eukaryota; Apicomplexa; Conoidasida; Eucoccidiorida; Sarcocystidae.